AUGGCGGAUCAGAGCGAGAAGAAGCUGAGAACUAAGGAGGACGACGAGGUGAGUGGGAGAGAUGGCGAGGCGGUCUCGCCAGAAUUGCCCGUCGGCAUCAUCACCGACAUACUUGUCAGGCUGCCCGUGAAGACGCUGCUGCGAUUCAAGUGCGUCUCCAGGCCCUGGCGUUCCCUUAUCUCCGACCCUUCCUUCGCCAGUUCGUUCCUGGCUCGUUCCCUCGCUCGUCCGGCCGUCGCCUCCCUCGUUUCCAUCUCCGACCUGAGCCAGCCGGUCCCGUCGCUUUACCAGUUCUUCAGGUUGGACCACCAGACGGGGCUCUCCGCUCCUGUUCCUCUGCCAGACAUGCCCUCUGAAACCGUGAAGAUCUCGGAAGGCAUCCAUGGCUUCGUUUGCCUUGACGCCGGGGGUCUCACUCGCGUGUGUAACCCCAGCACCAGGGAAGUCGCAGCCCUCCCUCUCACCAGCCCCGAUUUCCCCGACGAUCUCCAGGGUGAGAUCAGCAGCUUCGCUGCAUUAGGUUAUGAUCCGGCCUCGAAACAGUACAAGGUCCUCAAGACGUGGAUUCUGUACAGCCCAUACGGUGGUGUAGCCGCUGCUCAUAAGGUUCUGACGCUAGCUACUGAUUCAUGGAGGACAGUGGAUGAUUGCCCUGUUAAGUUUCCCUGGGAUGAUUGCAUCAGUGAAGAAGGGGCUAUACAUAUCCUGACACGUGACUCGAUGAAGGGGAACAUUGUUGGCACACUCGAUCUCGCGACUGAGAAGUUCAGGAUGUUAUUGCUUCCUGAAGGUGUCCGCGCGGUUAAGGUCGAGCUGAAGCUAUUCAGAGGGCAUCUGGCCUUGCUAGAGUGCCGACGCCUUUGGGACGACGACACCAUAACGAUGUAUGUUCUGGAUGAUUACGGGAGUCGGGCUUGGAAGGAGCUGAGGAUGGUGCUGCCCCGUAGUUGGAAGGAGGGCAUAGGUUUUCGUAGAUCAUUAUGCAUUAGCAUUCCACGCAACGGCUACGGUGACAUUUUGCUCAUCCCCGCAAUUAUACACAAGCAGUCUGAGGCGUAUUUGUUCUCUUACAAUGUCGAGAGCAAGAGGAUGAAGAAGAUUCUUAUUCAUCGACAUCCAAGCAUCACUCCCAGCAGCGAUAACAGAUCCAAGCAACAAGUUAUGAGCCGACUUCACAGUAAAAGAACCCGUCCUCGACCAGAUGAGGAGUCGGACAAUGUGGACAAGCAAGGGACUGGAAUACUUCGUACGACGUUUAAGGAGGAGAUGUCCCAAGAGUGA
This is a messenger RNA of Eucalyptus grandis, 1281 nucleotides long. Its product is annotated as F-box protein At1g30790. Gene Ontology annotation, molecular function: protein binding. The coding region runs from base 1 to 1281 and encodes 426 amino acids. The transcript has 2 exons. The record is from RefSeq and is a predicted model, not a curated record. Lineage: Eukaryota; Viridiplantae; Streptophyta; Magnoliopsida; Myrtales; Myrtaceae.